GUACAACAGUAAAGUUAGUACCACGAUUAGAGUACUGAAUGUUAUAUAAUCAUUCGUGUAUCAAGACAAUUAUUAUCAGUUAAAAAUUGUUAUAUGGGUACUUAAUAUUUAUCGUAUAUAAUUAUUAUUGACAUUUAUCUGAAAACCACCAAUCAUUACCAUUAUAAUAUGUUCUAUUGUUGCUACCAAGUUCCGUUUAGUAUUUUAGUUUUUGGUAUCAACUAUCAUGGAUCAACACGUCAUAAUAAUAUGUCAUACAGUUAACCUAUAUUUUUAUUAAUUUUACAGUAGUACACAGCAAGUUAAAAGUUUCGAAUAACAAUGUUUAUAUCUUUUGAAAUAAUUUCAGAUAAAACCAAAGGUGAAUCUAGUCUUGAAUCCAAAUUAUGAACAAUACUCAAGAACUAUUAUGGACACACAACGUACGGGUUCAUAUUUUGAUAUUUUAUGAACUUAAACCACAACUAGAUCAAUGCUUCUCUUUCGGUGUUGGGGAAACUUAUCUUUCUAAGCUAUAAAAUGAAAAUAAGUCAAAUAUUAAUUAAUUUUACUGUUAUAAACUUUGCAUAUAUUAGUGAUAAACGAGCAUGAAUAACACUUUUAACAGCUAAACACGGCAUCAAUGCAAUAUUAAUUAUUAUGGGGGUUGUGAAGAAAAAUAAAACUGUGGUUAGGAAAAGCCCUAGGCAGCAUCAAUGCAAGUAUUGUUAUAAGAUUUUCCCAUUUCCCAAUGUGUUGAAAAAGCACUACAGGGUCCAUACUGGUGAACGACCGUAUGAGUGUGAUUUAUGUGGAAAUAGAUUUACACACCAAAAUACUCUAAAAAACCAUAAGAUGUGCAUUCACAAUUGUGGUCGGGAAGAAGAUUUUACUUGUGGUCAUUGUGACAAAAAGUUUCCGAUCAAGGAACGACUUAUUGAACAUGUGCGCAUUCAUACCGGAUAUUAUCCUCACAGAUGCGACAAAUGCUUAAAAUCCUUCACACGAGCCAGUCAACUUUGGCAACAUGCGCGUUCUCAUAACAAACAAUAUACACUAGAAUGUGCAAUAUGUCAUCAAUUAUUUGCUUGUCGUUCAGUUCUACGGGGCCAUAUGAAACGGCAUAUGGGACAAAAUGAUUAUGUAUGUGAAGUGUGUGGAAAAGCAUUUUUACGUAGGGAUGGUCUAACUAAACAUCUAUCUAGCUAUCAUAAUAAUAUCAGAGCAUUUACAUGUAAAAUUUGCCAUAAACAAUUUAAAGGACAUAUGAUACAACAUUUGAGGACACAUCGUCAUGAAAAGCCUUAUGAAUGUAAAAGUUGUGAUGCUCGUUUUGUACAACGUUCUCAACUGACAGUACAUGAGAGGAGACAUAGUGGGGAAAAACCUUAUCCAUGUCCAGUAUGUAAAGUAUCAUUUGCACAUUCAACAGCUAUGAAAAUGCAUGUGAGACGUCAUACUGGAGAAAAACCAUUUAAAUGUCUUGUUUGUACCAAUACAGCUUUUACACAAUUACCACAUUUAAAAAAACAUAUGUUAACCAUACACAAAACAGAUAAACCAUACUUAUGUGUUAAGUGUAAUUCAUAUUUCAAAACAAAAACUCAAAUAAUAACUCAUGAAGAAACAUGUUCGCCCAAACAAGAAACAAAAGAAUUUAUUCCUCCUGGUAUGGCCUUGGACCGAAUGCGGAUGUUAUUGGCAGUUUUACUGAUACGCAUAUCAACCACUGAACGCUUAAAUGCAUUAGGGUUUGGAAAAAGACUAAUUGAUUUGGUACUAUGUGAUUCUAUUGAAAAUUCUGGCCGUAGUCCUUACCGCGCUAACGGUCAAAGUGAAAAUGAUUUGUUGAAAAAGAAUAUUGAAAUAUUAUUAGACUGGACUGUCCCAAAAAUGUAUAUGGAUCGGUUUAAAAGUGAACGACGUACAACUGAAGAAAUUUUAGAGGAACUAACGUCAUGACUCUAAUGUAUAAAUAACAUGCCAAUUACUUGUUAGCUUUUCUAUAGAUAAAGAAAAAUUUGAGCCAUUAUCUAGAUAUAUUGGAAAAUUAUAUAAUAUACCUUAAAAUGGCCAAAAUGUACCUGAUAUUUGAAUCAGAUUGCAUAGUAUAAUUUAUAAGCUACUUGUUCUUCUACAACUAUCUUGCAACGCUCUAUUUAUAGCUCAAAACUGGUGGCGGUAAAUUUGAGUACUAAAUGUUAAAUAAUUCUGAAUAUUUAUUGUAAUAUAUGUUCAAAUUGAGGGAUGUUAAUUUUGUAUUAUAAAACAACUUAUAAGAGUAGUCAGUAGAACUUAUGACUUAUUAAGCUUUUUCAAUAGGUAAUGGAAAUAUUAACUUAUUAAUAUUAUAUUGGUGUUGGUUUUCACAAAUGAUAAUACUACAAUAAUGUACACCUCUCCCCUUGCUUUUUGCUGUAACUAAUUUAUUAUCAUGUGUAGUUUGAUUUCAGACAUAUAGUUAAAUUUAUUAUUUAUUCAAACCAAAAUGAAUUGUUUUUAGGUGUUGUUAACAACUUGGAUGCCAAAGUUUAGAAGUUAGUUCAUUUUUAAUUUUAAUUUUAUUUUUUUGAAAACUAAAGACUUAAGCGGAUUACCAAAGAAUAACAUUCUAGUCACACCAGAAGAAUGGUGAGAACCGCUACUUUAUCAUAACAAUCUAUUCAUACAUUUUACAUUAAUUUAAAUUUG
Messenger RNA from Myzus persicae (green peach aphid), 2670 nucleotides. RefSeq names its product zinc finger protein OZF-like. The coding region runs from base 640 to 1941 and encodes 433 amino acids. Gene Ontology annotation, biological process: regulation of transcription by RNA polymerase II. Lineage: Eukaryota; Metazoa; Arthropoda; Insecta; Hemiptera; Aphididae. Gene Ontology annotation, molecular function: DNA-binding transcription activator activity, RNA polymerase II-specific; RNA polymerase II cis-regulatory region sequence-specific DNA binding. The transcript has 3 exons. The record is from RefSeq and is a predicted model, not a curated record. Gene Ontology annotation, cellular component: nucleus.